UUCUGCUUGUUAGCAUAGCUUAGCAUAGCUUCAGCUGUUUUCGGCAGUCCAAGUGGUGGUGUAUCCGUGAUCUCUCUCUUUACCUGAGGACGGGCUGCAUUUAAAACCUUUAAAGCAACCAUCGUUAACAAGUGCUGCGGCAUAAAACACCGGUAGUUUCUCCUCAAAGGUGCACCGCACGUCUGGGCCAUGGCCAGAACAGAACAAGUCCUACUGCUCGAACCACAACACGAACUAAAAUUCAGAGGCCCAUUCACUGAUGUAGUCACCACCACGCUGAAGCUGAGCAAUCCAACAGACAGAAAUGUGUGUUUUAAAGUGAAGACCACUGCGCCUCGCCGGUACUGUGUCCGGCCCAACAGCGGCAUUAUUGAUGCAGGAACCUCUAUCAAUGUAUCUGUUAUGUUGCAGCCAUUUGACUAUGAUCCCAAUGAGAAGAGCAAACACAAGUUCAUGGUUCAGUCUCUGCUGGCACCUUACGACAUGACGGACAUGGAGGGGGUGUGGAAAGAGGCCAAGCCUGAUGAGCUAAUGGACUCGAAGUUGAGGUGUGCUUUUGAGAUGCCACUAGAAAAUGACAAAACUCAUGACAGUGAUAGCAACAAACUUGUGUCCCCCUCUACCCCCAUAAAGUCUGAGCUGACCUCCCUGCCCAAGUCUGCCAGCGCCUCCCUGGAUGAUGGGGAGGUGAAGAAGAUAAUGGAGGAGUGUAAGAGGCUUCAGAUGGAGGUCCAGCGGUUACGGGAAGAGAACAAACAGAUCAGGGAGGAUGAUGGGCUGAGGAAGAGGAAGGUGACGGUCAUGGCUGCCCACUCCUCUUCCUCGUCUGCAGCUGUGGCGACAGGCAUGAGGGAGGAGGGGCUGAGUACCCGCAUUCUGGCGCUCUGCGUGCUGUUCUUUGUGCUUGGGGUCAUAAUCGGCAAGCUGGUCCUGUAAACGACAACAACAAGGAUGGGAUGUCCACUUGAUUUUGUUUUGUUUAUUUGUUAUUUGAUUUGUUAACUUUUUUUUGUUUUGUUUUUUUGCAUAAGGCAAUAUCACAUGGGUUUAUUUGCGUAGUGGGGAGUAUUUAACGUAAUGACAAAAAUAAUUAAACAAAUGAAGGUUAUCUAAACAGUCGUGUAAAGUAUAACAACCAACGUCUUCACAGGUCUUGCCUUCUGAUCACUCUGAUGUUCUCUUUCUCCGUCCCUGCCUCCAUUCCUCCAUCCCUUCAUCCCUCCCUCCGUCAUUCCUACUUGCACAGAAACAGAGCGUGGUAAGGGGGGAGGCUAGUCUACUAUGUGUCCUAUUAUGAUAACGUGUCAAUGGUUAUAAUGUGCACCAGUGAAGCCAAGGCUUUUUUCCUACUGAAGAACCGAUGUGAUUGAAGAUAACGAUGGAAGUUGAUCUAAUGCUGCGUGAAUGUUUUAAUCACUGUUCUUUUUUAAAGGCAAAGGUGUGUGUGUGUGUGUGUGGCUGAGUUUUAGUGUGAGGGGUGAGACAACACGGCAGGUCUGUCACCCUGCCGGUUCCUGUGUAAAACACAAACAUGGCGUUUGGACUUCACUGAAAAUAAAACUAAUCAUGAUUAUCAUGUUUGAUCCCACCAAUACAAUAGGCUGCUUUUUAAAAGGUCUACUAAUUGUGUUAAUCAUAUUUGCAAUUGCUGUGAAACCUAUUAUGCGAACAGUUUCCCCUGUUGCAGUGAGCUAGUUAUUCAAACACGUGAAAGCUUUGUUUCUAAGUAUGCUGGAUGGGUCCAGACUGAAGUCUCAACAGGGUGAGAACUGACAGGUUGUCAUGCCCAUAGGCUGAUGUUGGGUCACUUGAUGUAUGUGACCUCUGGAGGUUGAUAGUCAGGGGUGGGUAAGAUCGUACACCCGGCUCCAGGCAGCUUCUUUGUGAAACAGGGAUGCCCUCUGUUCUUGAGACAGCAGUGUAGUGUACCUCAGAAGACGGCACAGUAGGUCUCACCUGUGGAUGUCUCGCUCUGUACAAAUGGAUCCAAUGGCGAGACACUAAACAGGUUAAGUAUAAAGUCUAUAUUGUAGAGCUGGGUGUCUCUCAACACUGCCCAUCUAACAUCAUAGGGGUCUUGCUUUAGUUACUUUUUUUUGUUUUGUUACUAUCAUAUAGCCCACAGUUGUGUUGUAGUUCAUUUAAAAUCAAUGCUCUGUACUCUGGUAGACAGAUUUCACUGUGUUAUGUUCAGCAUGGACACCAACCCCUAGAUUAACAUUAUUUCCUUUCUUUCCAAAACAAUCUUUUUUUAUAAGGGACCAUCUCGCGUCAGGGUUGAUGUACUCUAAAUUGGUUUAUUAUUUUGAGCUUGAUUUGUUUGGUCAUGGUUAUCAGGACGUCCCCUCUCCUGCCAGUCAGCCUAUCACGUCAGGAUGUCUCAUGGCUGCCUGGGGGUGUCAGGAGAGGAGGGAGCUGUGAACACUACAUAGAAAAGAAACUUGCUUCAGAUAUGUCAGAAAUGACCAUUACACAAAAUGUAACCACAACGAUUGGAUACUUUUUUGUAUGUACAUAAAUAAUAAACAUGUAAAGAAUUAAAUAUAAAUGGGCAACAUUAUUAUACUAACAUCAGUAGUCAAUGGUGUGAUGAACAAUGCAACCAUAAUGGAUCAUGUAGCAUCACAAAUAAAUUAAAAUGCAUACAUUCCCCAA
Messenger RNA from Hypomesus transpacificus, 2655 nucleotides. RefSeq names its product vesicle-associated membrane protein-associated protein B-like. Gene Ontology annotation, cellular component: endoplasmic reticulum membrane; plasma membrane. Lineage: Eukaryota; Metazoa; Chordata; Actinopteri; Osmeriformes; Osmeridae. Gene Ontology annotation, biological process: endoplasmic reticulum membrane organization. The record is from RefSeq and is a predicted model, not a curated record. The coding region runs from base 190 to 936 and encodes 248 amino acids. The transcript is spliced from 6 exons. Gene Ontology annotation, molecular function: FFAT motif binding.